AUGGAGAACCAUCCAGUAUCGUCCGAUGACGACGAUAAUGAUCAACGAUCAGAACAUAAUUUGAAUGGAAAUGCUAAUACGAGCAGCUUGGAUAGCCAGGACGAAAAAGAGGAACAAAUAACCACUAAUCUGAAAUGCAAUGUUGUAAAAUUAAGUGAACUGGUCAGGAGGGAGGCCUUCAAGGAAGGCACUUUUUCAAAGCGUUUUGAGGGUCGCGGUUAUAAAUUGGUUGUUGAGAAAUACGACAACGACGACUACAAAAUUAAGCGAUACCCGUUACCCGAUACGCCGAUUGAAGAGGAUACAGGUUCUGAAGGAUGCGAAAUAUGGGACGACUGCCCAAGACAAGUAAAAAAUUUUCCACACUUUCUCCGUCUUAACAGUCCCAGCUUUUGA
This is a messenger RNA of Enterobius vermicularis (human pinworm), 396 nucleotides long. The record is from the annotation of a GenBank genome assembly. NCBI's taxonomy places the organism in Eukaryota, Metazoa, Nematoda, Chromadorea, Rhabditida, Oxyuridae.